Molecule: messenger RNA, 9024 nt
Organism: Paramuricea clavata
Lineage: Eukaryota; Metazoa; Cnidaria; Anthozoa; Malacalcyonacea; Plexauridae
Source: the annotation of a GenBank genome assembly
UCUAUGGCAUGUUCAACGAGAGACGUCAGAUUGAUUGCGUUCAAUGCACGUCGCAGUCCUUCAAAGUCACCAGCGUUGUAGUUAUAGACAUACCUCCCAGCUUUUGGUUUUGCUUUAAUAUUCUCAGAAAACUCGUAAAGGACUGUUGAGUGAUCCGUUAUUAUUUCAGUUGUCUCUGGGGGAAGUACUUCAGACACAGUGACUGAUUCUGGAACAGUUGUGAUAACAAGAUCUAGAAUUUUGUUGGCACGAGUAGGGAUGGUGUUUACUUGAGUGAAAUAGUGGUCAUCAAGUAUGUCAACAAAGUUCGCUUCGUUCGCACCAGAUGCAUUCAAUGUUGUAUCCCACGAGAUGUUGGGUAGAUUAAAAUCACCGGAUAUCACUACGUUUUUAAACUGAUCGCAAACUUGAUCCAGGAAUGUGUCGAGUGUGCUUGUCCAAGUUCGUUCAGUGUCAGGUGGUCUGUAGCAAGAAGAGAAGAGGAUAUUUUGGUUUGACGCAGUUUUCACUAUUGCUGAAACAAUCUCUAAUUCUUUUAUGUCAUCCAGGUUUGAGACGAAUUCCUUAACCGAGCUAAACGAACUUGAUUUGGUUGCAACCAAGACCCCGCCGCCAUUUCGUCCAACUCUGUCUUUCCUGAAGAUGUUAUAGUCAGAAUUUAAGAUCUCAGAGUUACUUAUGUUUUCGUUGAGCCAUGUCUCAUUUACACAUAUGACAUCCAAAUUUUCUCCGUAAACGAAGUCUUGAAAUCUUUGAAGAUUGCAGAUGAUCGAAUUAGUGGUGACAUCUUUGUGGAUGCUUUUCAAACUUCUGGCGUUUAUUGUGGCACAUUUGAUGGGAAGUUGUUUAGAUGGAGGAGCAGGACCAGGAUUGGUUGCGAUGUCACCAGCAAGAAGAAUACACAAGAGUAGAUGGGCAUUAUUGUUUUGGAUGUUAAACUGAAGACCAUAGCGGUGGUUGGGGGGAAAGGAUGAUUUUCUUCUAAUUUUGUCUCGUGUAGAAAUCCAUAGGUUGCAAAAACGUUCAGGUAUUGAUGUUAAUUCUGGAGAAACGGAGAAAUCAUCAGCCGUUAUUCUCUCGUUGAUGGAAAUGAACACAGGUUUAGAUCUUGUUGACAGCCAGAGAGAUAUCACGAGACACACCAUCCAAAAUGAUGCCGAGAUGGCAAAGGAUUGGCAGGUUUUACGCAUUUUUAUACUUCUUAUUUCCCAAAAUGUUCUAAUUAAAUCACCAAAUGUUCUUAUGAUUGUUCUAAUAGAUGACCGUUAUUGCACGUGUAAUGACGUAUAUGAUCGUUUGCUCACGUAUGUUGUUUGUAAUUUGCCGCACGCGCUGGAAUCAAACGCAGUUCGUAAUAACCACAGAGUAGAUAAUACAUACAGAGACGUAACUGACCGUUGUAAACACUGCGGAAGAUUACGUUAUCAUGUACCCACUUUUUUUCAGGCGAUCAGGCGAAAAAUGAUCAACUGCACGUGCUCAGCAAGUUUAAAGUGAGUCGUCAUCAGGUCGUCAUCCAAUCAGAUGCAUGCAUCUAGUAACUUGCCGAGCAUGCGCACAAAAAAAGUGGGUACACUAGUUACGUCUCUGUAUGUCUCUACUCUGUGUAAUAACGUUCCUUGAAUCACGUAGCCCGUAUGCACACGCCAAAAUCAACCGUCAACUUGCGCGUGCUCAAAAUAUAUUGCAAAAUUCCUUUCAAUUUUACAAAUAAUCCAACAAAAUAAAGCGUAAAUAUUCAAAAUUUUACCAAAUCAACUUCACUUUCCCAGAGGCAAAUACUUUAACCACAAUUAUUGUGUGAUGCCAACCCACAAAGUCGUAGAAAUAAGGUAAAACGAUUGAUGGUUUUGCGGUGCGAUUUGACUCGCCGCUCGCGCGCCACGCGCGUCACGACACUAUGUAUGGUGUUGUAUGUAUGGUUGUUGUAUUGUAUGGUGUUGUAUGGUGUGGUAUUGUAUGGUGUGGUAUUGUAUGGUAUUAUAUGGUAUAUGUUGAUAUAAUGGUAAUGUGUGUGAUGGUAUGGUGUGGCAUUGUUAUGGAAGUAACAUUAGGUAUGGUGUGAUGUGAUAUGGUAAGGUGUGUGUGGUAUGCUAUCACUAACCAUAAUUUUCUAUGUAGAUACUAAAAGUUAAGAAAAAAGAUACUCAGGAAAUAUUUGCUAUGAAGGUAAACCUUUCACUGUUAGUUAAUCAUAAGUAUAAUUACAGCCCGGAAAUAAUGGUUGUUGGUUUUCAGUAAUAUUAAUGGCCUUAUACAUUUAGGUUUCCAACAAGUCGGACAUAGUCAGAGAGGACUGUAUACAACAAUGUAAAGAUGAAAUAAUGAUACAGGUCAUUAUAAAAUGUUUAAUGUGUAAUUAUAUAACAGGCUGAUUGACAAAAAGGCAUUGAUCAAGCAUUAAAAUUAGUUCGCUAAGCUUUUUUUACUAACUAUUUGCUUCUUUCUUUUAAUCAGAAUAAGCUUAGUCAACACCCAUUUGUUACCAAGUUAAAGUGCUCAUGGCAGACGAAACACAAUCUUUAUGUUGGUGAGUGCCUCCUUGUGCUCGUUAGCAUUGCUUGAUAGCGACUCGUUAGCAUGGUUUGUUAGUGAGUCGUUAGUACUCGUUAGUCUUCAACACCCCACAUAUUUCACCUACAGUAUAAUUAUGGAUUUUACGUAGAGCAUAUAUGAUUAUGGUAUACCAUUAAUAAUACCAACAUAAUUGGUAUACCGCCAUUAUAACAUUUUAAUUAAAACCUCACAAUUUUUUAUCUUUAUAUAUAGUUUCAGAAUUUGUAGAUUUUGGUGACCUACACACAUUUUGGCAGCUCAAAAAGAAAUUUGAUGAAAAUACUGUAAGGUUGCUUGGUGCAGAAAUAGCACUUGCUUUAGGUAAUGACUUGUUUUAUCAUUAUCGUAAAUAAGUGGUUUUCACAAAUGGAACAGGUGCUGUUAUAACCCGCAUGCCUGUGAAUUGGGAUUCUCAAAACCGGAAAUCGGACUGGAGCACACGUUUGUUCUUUUCAUUUGGCAAAAGAAGCACAACAACUGAUGGUAAAAGAAGCACAACAACUGAUGGCAAAAUUUGCAGUGCCCAUUUGCAAAAACAACUGCAAACUGCUCUAAUUCUUUCUGUCACUUCAUUUGAUAUCAUCUGUCAGUCUGCCUCAACAGCCUUUGAUCGUGAUAAGACAUUGGGCUUUAACUAAUGUCACAUACACAAAAAUGAAGCUCUAUGGCCAAAGUGACAUACUUUCUGGAAGGGUGUAUUGUGGUCUUGUAAUCGAUGGCAAAUAAGGGUUGGAUCGUUGGGGGGUUAGCACAUCCAAAAAAAGAAUAUUCGUGGAGGUAGAAUUUAAAAAUAUUCAUGCAAGCAUUUAGGGAAAGAAAAACAUUCCUGCAACAACAUGGAAUAUACAGGAAAUUCUUUAGAAAAUUCUUAUGUAACUAAUAAAACAUGUUGCAAUGGAGCCCCCCCCCCCAAUCUAAUAAUACACCCCUAAACAAAAUUGUGAGGUAUGAGGUCAUUUCAAAAGUUGACCAUAAUGGUUACCAAGUUGGCCAAGUGGUUAGCGCAAAAGUUGGCCAAGUGGUUAGCGCACUUGCCUUUCACCUCUGAGGCUGCAGGUUCGAAUCUCACUAAGUACCUUCUCAGUGCGACUCGAACCCAGUCCCCAUGUGAAAAGAGUAAAGUCAACGCUCUGCCGAACGCCGUGGGUUUUCCCCGGGUACUCCGGUUUCCUCCCACAGGGAAAAGUUGACAGGGUGGGUUAGGUAAAAAGGGCCCACAGUAAUUGGCAUAUGCUGUUGUGGUGACCCUGCCCUAGUUGGCGAAGCUAAUAAAAAAAAAAAAAAAAAAAUAAUAAUAAUAAUGGUAGAUACUGGUUCACCAUCUAAAUAUAAAUAUUUUAUUACAGAUUACUUUCAUACAAAUGGUAUAAUAUAUAGGGAUAUAAAGGUAACUAAAUUAAAAAAAUUGCUUCUGGUAAAUAUUACAUUGAUCUGUACAUAAUAUUUAUAGAAACAGUAAGAUGUUGAAAAAAUUACUUCACACUCACUAAAGGCAGAUUUAGACUAAACAAGUUUUGCCUAAAACUGUCGCAUGCAACCUGUUUACAACUUGAGUUAUACUGUGUAAAUCAAGUACGCAACUCGUCUAGGUUGUCAUAGGCGAGUUGUGUGCUUGAAAUUAUACUAUACAACUCAAAUUGCAAGCAGGUUACAUGCAAUUGUUUUAGCCUUUUGGCUUUUGGCUUUUAGCCUUUUGUGUAGUAUAAAUCUGACUUAAUAAAAAGCGCUUGACAUAAACCUUUGUUUUGUUUAGAUGGAAAAUAUUCUAAUUAAUAAGCAAGGUAAAGCGUAGUUAUCAAUCUGCAUUUAUUGUUAAAAUUUAUUCUUGCAAUGAAUGGCAAAACUGACACUUUGACUCCAUGGUUUAGGUCAUAUAGUGAUAACAGACUUUGGUUUAGCGAAAUGGCUCGCCUCGGGUCAAAAAACAUCAACGGUUACAGGAACUUUAAAAUAUAUGGGUAAGGGUGCUUAGGAUGUAGUUUGAAUGGGUAAAUUUCUUAAAUUUCUAAAACAACUUGUUGCGAAUUUGUUGGCCUCAUCAAACUUGUUACAAGACGAUAACAACUUGUUCCAGACUUGUCAACAACUGGGAAAAAGCAGUGCGAACACAUCUUGUUGACAGCUGUGAGAAUUUUAUGCGUGUACACAUGUAAAAACGCACAAUUGUAACAAACCUGCAGCAGAUUUGUUGACAAGUUGUCAACGGCUUGUUGACAACUUGCUACAAAGUUGUUGAGCUCAUCAGACUUGUUACAAGUUGUGGGCGACAAUCUUGUAGCAAAUUGAUAAAAUAACAACAUUGUUACAACUUGUUGACAAGCUUGCUACAAGCCUGUUGCGAACACGUCUUGUUGACAAGUUGUGAUAUUUUUACGUGCGUAUGCGAUUGAACUAGCUAGCUAGAAUAGCGCGACUUAUACUGCCAAUAGUUCUGGGAAUGUUUGACAACGAGCUGGCUAGAAUAGUGUAAUCUAAAUGGCAAAUAAAUCGUGUCUGAUAUUUCCCCAAUUACAUUCAAUUAUAGCUCCAGAGAUGUUAAAAAGUGAGAAAUAUGGUCAUGCCGUUGAUUGGUAUGCUCUUGGAGCUGUUCUUUGCGCUUCAUUAUUAUCGAAGGUGAAUUUUCAUAUUACUUUUCAUAUUAUAUUUUCACUACAAUAUACUUCUGUAUAAUUAUUUCUGUACAAUCCAUUGCAUUGUUUUAUAGUUUCCUUAUCCCGUCCCAGUUGAACAAAAAGAAAAACAGGAACUAUUAAAACAGGUUUCCGAAGAAGCCGGCGAUAUACUACAGAAGGUAAGUGUUAUUUUCCGCCGGCUGAGGAACGAAAGAGGCGGAAAAUGUUGUUCUCACGUACUGCUGGGGGAAGGGUCUAGGGUUGGGUCAAGGUCGUCAGAGUAAUUUUUUUUGCUUGCCUCGUGUUAGCCUCACCUGAUAUCGUCUGCACGUAACAACUUGUUAACAAGUUGACAACAAGCUCGUAGCGAAUCGUUACGAACAGCCUGUGUUAAGUCUUGUUGGAACAACUUGUAACAAAGUCUGUUAGCGCCAUCAAUCUUUAUAACAAGGUGAUAACAACUUGUUUCAGACUUGUCACAACAACUGGGAACAAGCAGUGCGAACAAAUCCUGAUUUGCAUAAACUUUAAGUUCAAUCUCACCAAAUAUUAUUAAUUUAUUUUAAAUUGUUGAAGAAUAUAGAUGCUCUCAUAGUGUCAUUCAAGAAAUUUCACAAGCCACUUACAAUAUUCGCGUCCGUGUUGUAUCGGAUAUACAACACGGCCGCCCAUGUUGUAAAAUUUAUAGUACAUACAGUACACUACAAUACAGUAUACUAGUAUAGUGCACUUCAGUAUGGUUGUUCGGUUGCGGUUUUAUCAUUGAUAAUGUUAUAUUUAAUAUUCCAAUCUUGUAUUUUAGUUACUAGAAAGAGAUCCAAAGCAAAGGUUAUGUUCACUGGAUACGUACAAAAAUCAUCCAUUUAAUAAAUCCAUUUCAUUCGACGAUGUUCAAGCGAAAAAUGUACGUAUAGUACUGUAUGAAUGCUUCAAAAAAACUCAUUAAUAAUUCAUGAGGAAAACACAAAGAGAAAUCAUAAGCGUGGUGUGUCUUUAUAUGUGAUAAAACACGCUUCAAAUUUCAACUUGUAUUUUCUCAGCUAAUACAAAGUUAUUUUGGAAAAUUAUUUCGCCAAUGCCGUGAUCUAAGUGAGACGUUUUUGAAGCUGUUUAAUAAACUCGUAGUUCGUGUUUUAUCACAUAUAAAACACUCCGCUACGCGUCGCGUUAUAUAUCUGAUAAAACACUCCUACUCGUUUAUUAAACAGUACUUAAAAUAAUUGGGGUUUUUUUCGAUUAAAAAUUUUAAAUUAUUUAGGAAAUAAUUAAUAAAUAAUUAAUAUUUGGUAUUUUCAUGUUUUAGUGUCCUCCAUUCUCUGGCCAACUGCUUGAAGAAUUAAGUAAAAGAAAUUUAAAAAACGAGUAGGUUGACUCAAACGUAAUAGCGAGCAGUAUAAAACGCAACUUCAAUUAAUUUCAAACAGCUUUGUCAUAUAUGAACAUGCAAAAUCAAUUCAACAAAAUGUCUGUUUUUGAAUGUCAAGCAAAUUUCAGAAAAUACCCAGGAACAAAAGCAAGAAAAAAUUAAGGACUUUCAAGUAGCUACUUAUUCAAGGCCUUGAAGUUUUUCUUUCAAAUUCAAUAACGACAUUCAAGGACUUUCAACGAACAUAUUAAUUUGCUUUUGAAGUAAAAAAUAUCUAUCACAAAAAAUGUCCAAGGUUUACAAUUAGAAUUUUGUACUUUUCAGAUCUCAAGUUAAACUUCAAUUACGAGAGAAGUCGAGAUUACAGAAACAACAGGUAAUGCAUGAAAAUUUUCUUUUUUGGCAUGGAGAACAGUGAGAUUUUCAAAACAAUGAAAAGACAAUGGAACAUUCUGAUCACUGGAUGGCACGGAGAACAGCGAGAUUUUCAAAACAGUGAAAAGACAAUGGAACAUUCUGAUCACUGGAUCAUGACUGGAUGGCAUGGAGAACAAUGAGAUUUUCAAUACAAUGAAAAGACAAUGGAACAUUCCGAUCACCGGAUCGUCAUCACGUGAUGCAACAAUGAUAAAGUUUACUACAUUUUCGUAAAAUCCUUACACUAAAUUUUGUAUCUUUCAGUAUCGUCCCAACUCCUGGGCCAGUCCAGAGAACUUCCGAAUGCAAUUUGAUCAAGUCAUAAAACUUGGAAAAAGCAAAGAAGUACACGGUCCUGCCCAGAAUACGAAGUUCUAAGUUAUGGACAUAGAUUAUUAAAGACGGACUUCAAAGUGUGCACGAUGUAUCAAAACUUAGCUGUUUCAAUUCAAUUCACAACUGUUGGAUAACCUCGCAUGCCUAUAGUUACUCUUGUUCUAGUUUACAGUAAGAAACUAUAGAAUAAAACAAGAUAUAUAACGAAGCAUCAAAAAAUUAUAUCCACAAGAGUGAGUAACUCACAUGUAAUAGACUUAUGCAUAAUGACGUCGCAAGGCUUGGUGCCCGCGAGGAAUGCUGGUCUUGGUAGUUAUCGCCCGAGAAAAUUAAACAAUUCAAAAUGGCCACUAUCGAAAUUUUCCCGGGCGAUGACUACUAAAGGCGGUUUUCCACUAGGCGAAAUUUUUCGACCGAAUCGAAAUUUCUCUUUGUUUCAGAGCUCUCGAGCAGAACUAAUUGUAAAAAGACAAAGAGAAAUUUCGUUUCGGUCGAAAAAUUCCGCCUCGUGGAAUCAGGCCUUAAGACCAGCAUUCCUCGCGAGCAUCAAGCCUUGUGACGUCAUUAUGGAUAAGGUCUAUUGUAAAGCCCCAGGUCAGACGAGCAUGAGAGUUUGGAGUCAUGCAUUGUCACAGGGGACAUUUCAAGCUCUAGAUGAACAAAAUAAAGGUUUGACUACGUUUUAACUUAUGUAAAAUGAUGUUGAGAAAGCAUUUUAACUGCCAAUGCCGGAUUUUGAGGGGGAGGUGCACAUCUCCCCCGAGGUCGUUUUGCACCUCCCCUGAGAAAUUUUGCAUCUCCCCUGAAAAGUCAUGCCCCUCUCCUUGGGAAAGUUUCAAUGAUAGAUCAAAGUGAAAAUUUGACAUUUUUGGUUGCUUAGGAUCUACACUACGUAAGAAAGUUUUUUCUUUAAAAUUGAAACGAUGAUAGCCAUUCAUCUCUGUAUCAAGUACCCUUUUGAUGCAAUGUUUGACCCUUUUGAUGCAAUGGAAGAAACGUUGUAGUAAUUGUAAUGAAGGGCAAAAUUGGAUGAGUUGUACAGACAUAAUUCAUUAAUACACUGAUACAUAUGUACACUACAUGCAUACGUUUGGCCCAUUCUAAGCCCCAACUUUCCAUGGGGGUCGGUGAGCUAGAACCGUUACAGCACCUCCCUUACUAUUUCAACCAAAAUCCGGCCUUAUUCUCAUCCUCGCUUGAUCCGCGCUUAUAACGUAUAGUUACUUAACAUUCAUUUUAUUCUAUGUUUUUGUAAACUGGAACAAUAGCAGCUAGUCAUGCGAGUUAUCUGAAGUUGUGAGUUGUGUAUAAGGCUUGGCCAAUCGGCAGAAUUUAUGCUGUUUAAACUAAAAUGCUAUGAACUGCAUUACGCUAAGAAAUUCUAUUUGAAUCUUUUUCAUAAAAACCGAAUUAAAUUAAAAAUUUUAACGCGAGCCUAAAUUAAAUAUGUGACGACAAAAGCGUUAAGAUGUAUUUGAACGUUGUAGUUAAUAUAUAAUUUACUGAACAGGCCAAGAUUGUGCAUUCAACAUCAGUCAAAGGUCUUCUAUUUUGUAGCUUUGAAGUUUACCAUCAUAUCUUGACAUUGUGUUAUAACUAAUUCGGAGUGUAAUAAUUAUUAUUAUUGUAUAGAAAAAAUUGGAACUAAUAAUUAUGGUGUAUAAUUAUAAAUGAACGUUUUUAUAUUUCAUGGUGAAAAAAUGUUGUAUUGUUUCGUUUUCAGCAUGGUAGUGACUU